This is a messenger RNA of Perkinsus marinus ATCC 50983, 324 nucleotides long. RefSeq lists its product as hypothetical. The record is from RefSeq and is a predicted model, not a curated record. The coding region runs from base 1 to 324 and encodes 107 amino acids. Gene Ontology annotation, molecular function: zinc ion binding; ubiquitin protein ligase activity; cullin family protein binding. Lineage: Eukaryota; Perkinsozoa; Perkinsida; Perkinsidae. Gene Ontology annotation, biological process: protein ubiquitination; ubiquitin-dependent protein catabolic process. The transcript is spliced from 4 exons. Gene Ontology annotation, cellular component: cullin-RING ubiquitin ligase complex; nucleus.
AUGGCUGAAUCGAGUGCCGUAGCCACUGCAGGUUCGAGCGGGUCUUCGGAAGAGAAGAGAUUUGAAAUUAAGAAAUGGAAUGCUGUGUCCCUGUGGGCAUGGGAUAUCGUUGUUGACAAUUGUGCGAUAUGUCGUAAUCACAUCAUGGAUUUGUGUAUCGAGUGUCAGGCGAAUCAGGGCUCUCACAGUAGUGAGGACUGCACGGUUGCGUGGGGUGUCUGUAACCACGCUUUCCAUUUCCACUGCAUUUCCAGGUGGCUGAAGACUAGGCAGGUUUGCCCUUUGGAUAAUGGUGAAUGGGAGUUCCAGAAGUACGGCCGAUAA